Messenger RNA from Myiozetetes cayanensis, 1382 nucleotides. RefSeq names its product transcriptional and immune response regulator (gene TCIM). Gene Ontology annotation, cellular component: cytosol; nucleus. Gene Ontology annotation, biological process: negative regulation of Notch signaling pathway; endothelial cell activation involved in immune response. Gene Ontology annotation, molecular function: Notch binding. Lineage: Eukaryota; Metazoa; Chordata; Aves; Passeriformes; Tyrannidae. Bases 39 to 359 code for a protein of 106 amino acids. The record is from RefSeq and is a predicted model, not a curated record. The transcript has a single exon.
GACUGGAGCCCAGGGCAAACCCGGCAGCACCCACAUAGAUGAAAGCAAAGACAAGCUCCAGCACUGCAGCCAUGUCCACAUCCCUGCGAGUGAGCCCCUCGGUCCACGGCUACCGCUUCGACACGGCCCUGCGCAAGAAAGCCGCGGCCAACAUCUUCGAGAGCAUCAACGAGGAGUCCCUGCAGAAGCUCUUCAGAAACUCCGGAGACAAGAAGGCAGAGGAAAGAGCCAGGAUAAUCCUCGCCACCGACCAGGACGUGGAGGAGAAAACGAGAGCGCUGAUGGCACUAAAGCAGAGGAGAAAAGACAAACUGCUCCAGUUCCUGACCUUUCGGAAAUACUUCAUUAAAGUUCACUGAACUGGCGAAGGGAGCAGAAAUGGAGGAGAACAUUUGGGGACGGGACUGUUUGUGACCUCCUGCCACACUCAGCGUGCUCCACUGCCCCGUGGAACCGGGGGCCUGACAGACUGACUGCCCGCAGGGCUUCAGCCCCACGGCAAACUGCGCGCCCAGGGCGGCAUCGGUGCCCGUGGUACCAUCGGUGCCCAUGGCAGCAUCCAGUGCCCAUGGCAGCAUCAGUGCCCAUGGCAGCAUCGGUGUGGACAGCAGUGUCAGUAUGGACGGCAGCAUCAGUGCCCACAGCAGCAUCGGUGUGGACAGCAGCACUGGUGUGGACAGCAGAAUCGGUGCCCACGGCAGCAUCAGCACCCACGGCAGCAUCAGCGUUGCUGGGGAUGGCAGCGUGGCAGCCAGAGGCUCCCAGAAGGAGGGCAUCUCCCAGGGGGACACAGCCAGGCUCCUCCAGGCAGCUGUGGGACUGAGCCAUGGGGGAACCCCCCCACUCCAGUGACUCUGGACCUGCUGAGGGACUCGGUGCUCACUGACUGCACCGUGUGCUUCGCCUUCUCACACUGGUUCCUUGAAGCUGAGCCCCAGCAGAGCCUCCUGCUGUGGCUGGUGGGAGGCUCUGGAGACCCAUCAGCCUCUGAUCACGGUCACUCUGCGUUUGUUGAGUGCUUCCAAACCCACAUGGUGCAGCAAGUCCAGCCAUCAGGGAACACAUUUGCUCCAGAGUAACUCUGCACAACUGUACCUUCCCUUCCUAAGCUGUAUGUGUGCAGUAAAAGUCAUUUGCACAGAAGCAAUAAUAAUGACAGAGUUCCUUGAAUUUACUGUGAAGUUCCUUAAUAUUUUGUUCACUUCCCAUUAACACUAAAAAUCUAAAUAUAAUAACUCCAGUUCUUCUCUGUGCAGGUUAUGGUUGCUAUUAGAUGAGUACUUACUUCAUGGUAAUAUUUUAUGACAAUGUUAUUAUUCUAUCGACUAUAAUUUAUUGCAUACAGUAAUCUGAAAAUUAAUAAAUUAUGAAGUAAAUAUAAA